Molecule: messenger RNA, 1315 nt
Organism: Doryrhamphus excisus (bluestripe pipefish)
Lineage: Eukaryota; Metazoa; Chordata; Actinopteri; Syngnathiformes; Syngnathidae
Gene: ovca2
Product: OVCA2 serine hydrolase domain containing
Biological process (GO): response to retinoic acid
Cellular component (GO): nucleus; cytoplasm
Molecular function (GO): hydrolase activity
Source: RefSeq, a predicted model, not a curated record
UCCGUGUGUGUCACGCAAGAAGCGUCAUCAAGCUAGCUCGGCUUCAAACAAAAGUAGUCUAUGAUGUAAAUGUCGCCUUUUACCACAUUUCAGUGGAAGACAGCCAAAGCACUUCACACGGGUGGGUAUUUAAUCACGGUUUUGUGAUACGUCUUGUGUUUAUUCACACAUCCGCUCCAAUAGAAAACGGCAAGGGUUUUAUUUUGAAACAAUAAACGGAUGUAGUUGUAGUGGCAGGUUACUUUAGAUGUCGACUGUGUGGAGGCGGACGCUGUCAGUCAUAUAAUCUGGUUUGUGACUGGAAGAAACUGGAAGAAAUAAUAUUAGGAUGGCGUGAGGAUAUUCUACAGUUUCAUUCAAAGCAUGUAGGGUUUAGGGAAAUAAAUACGUUCUUAAAGUUUCAGGUCCAUUCUUUCUUUAUGGGGGAUUUUUAGCAUCUCGAUCCACACUCCUCGCCUGAAGGGGGCGGUAGCACUCACCAUAAGUUGUUUGCCAACCACAGAAGAGUAGGUCGCCUUCCAAAGUUUACAUUGCCUCUUACACUUUUGGCUCAACGUCCGGCUAGGUAGCCUGCUAGUUACCCUGCUGCUUCCUGUUAGGCCGGGGUGAGCUUGGCAAUGGCGCCUCUUCGCGUGUUGUGUGUGCACGGCUACCGCCAGAGUGGCGCUUCUUUUCGGGACAAGACUGGAGCUCUGAGGAAGCUGCUGAAGAAACAGGUGGAGCUGGUAUACGUGGACGCGCCUCAUUGUGUUGUACAAGCCCACGAGAAUGAUGAUGGUUCAGAUGCGGGUGGAGAUCAGGACUCCAGAGGCUGGUGGUUCUCGGACCCCCAGGCUCGGACCUUCAAUGCACAGCAGCAGUGCGAGGAGAGUUCUGGUCUGGAGGAGAGCGUGGCGGCUGUAAGGGAGGCUGUGAAGCUCCAAGGUCCAUUCGACGGCAUCUUGGGCUUCAGCCAAGGCGCUGCCUUCGUCGCCAUGCUGUGCGCUCUGCAGGAACAACACGCUGAGCCUGACUUUCACUUUCGCUUUGCCGUUCUGGUCGCCGCUUUCCGCAGCACCUGCACUCAGCACCAUAAGUUCUACUCCUCUCCAGUCAUGAUGCCAUCGCUUCACGUGUUUGGAUUGGAGGACCGCGUCAUCCCUGACCGCAUGAGCAGGGAGCUCCUCCCCUGCUUCCAAGACCCACACAUCCUCACACAUCCUGGCGGACAUUUUGUCCCGGCUGGUUCUGCUCACCGACAAACCUACCAAAACUUUUUGGAAGCAUUCCAGUGAGGGAAACAUUGGAAGGUAAACUGGAGACUCUAGUAAAUAAA